Arachis stenosperma is the source of this 959-nucleotide messenger RNA. Its product is annotated as LOB domain-containing protein 19-like. The transcript has 2 exons. NCBI's taxonomy places the organism in Eukaryota, Viridiplantae, Streptophyta, Magnoliopsida, Fabales, Fabaceae. Gene Ontology annotation, cellular component: nucleus. Gene Ontology annotation, biological process: positive regulation of DNA-templated transcription; hormone-mediated signaling pathway. The coding region runs from base 107 to 775 and encodes 222 amino acids. The record is from RefSeq and is a predicted model, not a curated record.
UCUAUCUAUCUAUCUAUCCAUCUCUUUCACUAUAUAUUAUAACCCACAAAAUUUGAUAGAAAUAUUAAAGCCCUCUUUGCUUUGAAGAUUGAUCAUCAUUGAAAACAUGGAUUGUGGUGGUAGUGAUGAAAAUAAUCAACAAAGAGGUGGGCCUUGUGGAGCUUGCAAGUUCUUGAGAAGGAAGUGUGUGAAAGGAUGCAUAUUUGCACCAUACUUUGACUCAGAGCAAGGAACUUCACACUUUGCUGCGGUGCAUAAGGUUUUUGGUGCAAGCAAUGCAUCUAAGCUUCUCAUGAGGAUCCCUCCACAUAAGAGGCUUGAUGCUGUUCUCACUCUUUCUUAUGAGGCUCUUUCUAGGGUUAGAGACCCUGUUUAUGGUUGUGUUGCUCAUAUCUUUGCUCUUCAACAACAGGUUGUGAACUUGCAAGCAGAAUUAACAUAUGUUCAGGCCCGUCUUGCUACAAUGCAUCGCAUCCCUAUAGCUGCUGCUGCUGCUUCACCACCAACUCUUCAUUCAUCAUCAUCCUUAGAUCCCUUGGCAUCAUCAAAUGCUGACUUGCAAAAUGCCUCUAAUAACAUGUGCAUGAACUUUGAUCCUUCUCCUCAGCCACCACCACACUCAACACCAUUAGUAUCGAGCAGCUUCAUCAACUCAUCAGAUGAACCACCACCACCACUACUACUUGAGGAUGGGGAUCUUCAAACUUUGGCAAGAGAAUUUGUCUCUAGGUACUUGCCCGGAGUAAGAUUCCAGCCAUCUAAUAAUUCUCACUAAGAUGCCAAUGCUUUUGUUUCUAUCAAUGUCUAAGGGAAUCACAACUUGGCUUGAUUUGGUGGUUGCUAAUACUACCAUGGUUAGAGAUGUACUAGUGCAGAGAUGAAUACUUUCUAACAUGAAGGAUUAUGUUUAUGUAAUUACAAGAUUGGUGGCUUCACACCUUUUUAUUUGUCUAAGUACU